This is a messenger RNA of Coregonus clupeaformis (lake whitefish), 1928 nucleotides long. Its product is annotated as zinc finger BED domain-containing protein 4-like. The record is from RefSeq and is a predicted model, not a curated record. Gene Ontology annotation, molecular function: DNA binding. Bases 342 to 1928 code for a protein of 528 amino acids. The transcript has 2 exons. Lineage: Eukaryota; Metazoa; Chordata; Actinopteri; Salmoniformes; Salmonidae.
AUAGCCCAUAGUGUACUAUAACUAUAUAGUAGUGAUGGGUCAUGCGCACAAGCAUCGGCUCUGAGAGCCGGCUCUUUGUAGUGAAUCAGAAGAGCCGGCUCGCAUCGAGUGAGAGCCGGCUCCCAGUUUUUUGCCCAUUCGCUGCUUAGGUUUCACUUUCACAGAGGUCUGUUAUGAUUGGCCAGCAUGGCGACCAGCAUGCGGCAUUCACGUGAGAAUUAAGGAUGUGUAAACAGAGAGGGGGCGGGGCAGACACACCACUUGACUCCACUGCAAGUGAAGAGAGAGACAGAGCGGACUGAGGAGCGUGUGUGCGUCUUGCAUUGUCGUGUCGUUUAACUAUGAGUGACACUAGAAAGCGAAGCAGCAUCUGGCUGCAGUUUAAAGAUAUUGGGAACAAGAAAGCAGAGUGCCUUCACUGCAAAACGAAGGUCACUAUAAGAGCAGGUUCCACCACAAACCUGCAUAGACAUACAAGAACUGUCCAUCCUACAGUGCAGUUAGAGGAGAGAGGGCAAGCCAGCUCACCAUCUACUGAUCCUGGUGUGUCUCAUACCAGAACAACAGCUGCUGUAACGUCUACUGCCAUCCCCAUGCGUGCAAGUAUAACCUCUCCUACUGCAACUCAAAGCAAAAUAAGUCAGUUUUUACCUAAACUGAUGACCCCAGCCAAACAGCACAGUAUUGAUGAUGAGUUGGCUAAAAUGGUAGCUUCUGAUUUUCAACCCUUUUCCAUUGUGGAGGACAAAGGAAUGAAAAACUUUGUCAAAGCCCUAAAUCCCACAUACACUCUACCCAGUAGAAAAACACUUUCCCAAACAAUGAUCCCAAAACUAUAUGACACAGAACGUGCAUUAUGGCAAGAAAGGGUGACAAAAGCUCCAUCAGUUUGCCUGACAACUGACUGCUGGACCUCCAGAACAACCUGCUCUUUCAUGUCUGUCACUUGCCACUUUAUUGAAGAUUACAAGAUGACAUCUUGCCUUCUGGACUGCUUCGAGUUCACCGACAGACACACUGCAGAAAACUUGGCAGUGGAGCUACUAAGAGUGGCAAAAGAGUGGCAAGUAGAGGACAAAGUGGUGUGCUGUGUGAGUGAUAAUGCUGCAAACAUCACCAAAGCCAUAAAAGUUUUGAAGUGGACCCAUCACCCAUGUCUGGCGCAUACACUAAACCUGGUGGUUAGAGAUGCUCUGAAGGUGAUCAAAACAACCGUGGAUAAGGUGAAGGCUGUUGUGGAGUUUUUCCACAAAAGCACAGUAGCAGCACAGAAGCUAAAGUCCACACAGCGCCAAAUGGGGAUUCCUGAACUGAGGCCCAAACAAGAGUGUGCCACCAGGUGGAACUCUACAUUUGAUAUGUUGAAACGAAUGCUUGAAAUAAAAGAUGCCAUCAUCUCCACCCUGGCCCUCAUCAACGCAUCUAUUGAGCCAUUAAGCCAAGAGGAAUGGGAGCUGGUGAAAGAGGUCUGCGCCGUCCUGCAACCAUUCCAGGAGGUGACUGUGGAGAUAAGUGCAGACAGCUAUGUCACAGCCUCGAAAAUGCUCCUGCUUUGCAAAGGUCUGCAGCUGGUGACAGCCGAGAACCAAUGGACAGUAACUGUGCAGAAAGUGAAGGAAUUAGUUGCAGCUCUUUGUUCAGCCAUGGACCGCAAAUUUCUGCGGAUGGAGUACAACACUGUCCUUUCAGAAACUACCUUAUUGGAUCCAAGGUUUAAAAAACUUGCCUUCAGUGAUCGUAGAGCUGUUGAUGAAGCUCUUCAGAGGAUUAGUGCAGCAGCAGCAGCAAAAUGCACCCCCAGCAGCCAGCCAGCUCCACCAUUACAGGGCCAAGUGGAGGAGGAGCAGCAAACCUCUGCUGUUUGGAGGCUUUUGAUGACAGAGCUACAGGAGAUGCUUCAAGGAGAAAUCCGACAGCUGAUGCUAUAA